AUGCCUCGACAUUGCGACGAAGAUUCUGGACGUAGUUCGUGCUCUGCAACAUCUGUAACUUUCAGUCCUGUUAUAGACUAUCAUAAGUUUGAUACUAUGAAGACUGGAAAAGCACAAGAUUCUUCAGAGCUCAAAGUCAGUACACAUCCGAGGAAUUUCAUUAACACCUUUAAAUCACCCAAUGAAAAGGAACCUUUUCCCAAGCUGCAGACUACCAAGGAAUCAAAGGAAAGCAGUUUUUAG
Danaus chrysippus (African queen) is the source of this 243-nucleotide messenger RNA. The record is from the annotation of a GenBank genome assembly. NCBI's taxonomy places the organism in Eukaryota, Metazoa, Arthropoda, Insecta, Lepidoptera, Nymphalidae.